AUGCCUCACCAGGACGGAGACCCCCCAUCACCCCUUACUACUCUCUCGUUCUCCGACGACAGCUCCGCAGACGAAGAUAGAAAUGAUCUCAAAGGGUCUGCACCAGUGGGUGGCGGGGACUUCGAACGCGAUGAUGACGGAAAUAAAGGGAUGGGAAGUGAAGACGAGGAUAGAUAUUCGGCUUCAGGCGAAAGAUAUCCGAAGCGCCACAAGGUUGUACCAUCUACAGAGGACAGCCCUGUCUCGCAGGAAGAAACGAUAGUGAAUUCUGCUCCCAUAAUUUCGAAGAAGAAGCGGGUCGGUUCAAAAGCGAAGGGUGAAAGAAACAGGGGCAAGCUGCAGACCAUGUUGAGGAUGCCUAUGGACAUCUUCUACGAGUGCUGCAAGAUGAUGUCCCCCAUUGAUCUUCUCAAUCUUGCUCGAUCGAGCAAAGACUUGCGCGAGGUCCUGAUGUCUCGUACUAGCGCAUUCGUGUGGAAGUCUGCAAGGCGAUCUCUUGGAGCCGAUAUUGAUCUGCCAAGAGAGUUCUCUGAGCCAGAAUUCGCAGCGCUAGUCUUCGCACGCUCUUGUUCUGAAUGUGACACCAAGACAACUAGAUGGAUUGACUGGCCCUUCAAACAUCGCCUCUGUAGCAAAUGCAGAUCGAAGAAUCUUUUUGACGCAGGGAGGUUCAAGAAAAUAUAUCCUAGUGCGGACCCCGCCGUUCUCGAUUUAUUCCCUUACUCUCAGAUUGGGCGUACGACCAAGAAUGCCACAAAGAACAAUUACUUCUGGGAAGAAGAUCUUGACGACAUGGUGAACGAGCGCGAAACACUCAGAAAAGAUGUGAAGAUGAAGAAAACAGGCGCUAUGGACGCAUUGUGCCAGUUCGACAAGACACACGGCGAAGCUGUGGCGAAUUACAUGAAGGUGGUCUCUCAUUCUCUUGUGUCUUUAUGGUUGACGCCUAGAUCUUCUUAUGCACAGGGUUGCAAGGAUAUGGAACAAUGGCACGACGCAUAUGAGGAUUACCGUAAGGCCGAAUUGUCUGCUGCGGUAGCUGCUCGACGUGAAGCGAUCAUGAGUCAUCUGGUAGAUCUAGGCUACGACAGAUUGGAGAUGGAUCGCCCCACCUUCAGUGCAACGCCCGCGCUGCAUUCGAGUAACCCACUUACAGAGCGUGGUUGGACCCAGAUCAGCCCUCAAAUAUUCCGGAAUUGGCGUGACCGUGCACAGAAUGAACGUACCAGGAAAGCCAGAUGCCUCUACGCCGAAUAUCGCCGUAACAUCCUCCCCGCAGAAUGGUUUUACCUACCGUCUCUGGAACAGGCCACUCGACUUCCUUGGUGCGCAGAGAUCCUUGGACGAGACGUCAAAGUGAGAGUGGUCGAGUCCGACUUUAACGUCCCGCUCACGAAUCUUGCAUCGUCGGUCCAAGCCUGGAUCAGAGGGAAAAGAGAUCAAUAUAUCGCGAUGUUGCCGGAGUGGUAUCGCAGUUUACUUCCCCCAACCGCUUCCAUGAUCCCCACCGUUCUCACUUCUCCGUUCGUCGAUGAUGUCCGUCAAGGCAGGGCUGUCGGCGAGCUGCGUCCGUUUUUGGGACCAUUGGAGCUCGCGAUGGCGGUAUUCACACUUCCGAAUAGCCCGACGAUAUUGGUGGCGAAGGACGCCUGUCAUGCGUGGAAACAAGUCGUGCCUCUCGAAUUUUCUGAAGUGGGGUCGGCAACUGCAUUGUAUUUGUUAUGGCUGGCCGGUACAGAUCCGACGACCACAACAGCCGUCCGGUUCGAUGCGCUGGACUACAGUUUUUGGUGUCUCAAUUGUUAUCACGCGAAUGGGAAUUCGUUCACGGGUAUGAAAUUGGAGACAUGGAGAUCAGCUAAAAGUGCCUCGUAUUGGACGAAGGAUGUUGGUGCGGUGAUUGCGACGACAGUGGUGAGGAGAAUGAGGAGGAGGGUGGAUGCGUUGGCGGAGGGGGCGGCGGCGGAGGAGUCUUCCGUAUUGUUCGCUUAG
Molecule: messenger RNA, 1992 nt
Organism: Stereum hirsutum FP-91666 SS1
Lineage: Eukaryota; Fungi; Basidiomycota; Agaricomycetes; Russulales; Stereaceae
Exons: 9
Coding region: 1-1992 (663 amino acids)
Molecular function (GO): protein binding
Source: RefSeq, a predicted model, not a curated record